AGUUACACACAUGCUCGACCACUCUCUAUUUCCACGAAUUAUGUAUGCAUUAAUUGUCGCGUCUGCACAUCCAGUGCCUUAAAACAAUUAACUAAAGCCCGAACCCAGUCACAGACUUCUCCGAUUAUCAAGUCAACAUCAACGAGAACAGCACUGGACCCCACGAUCAAUAAGGCUGUUUACAAGGGGUUUUCCGCUGUCUAUUAAUACAUCCUUGCAUGUGUUCGCCACGAGUGAAUCAGCAACUCAACUGUUGUGACUGUGAGACAAGUUAUUCAUGGAGACACACUCUGCAACGACUCCUGACACACAACAGCUGCGGGAGCAUGUGAGACGGCAGGUUCCUCCUACUUGAGGUGUGCGAUCCUUGUGUUGUAGAACGGCCCUCAUCAGCUAUGGUGACAGUACGACUGUGUAACUGUGUGAUAUCGAUCGUACUGGUGACAACAGUUUGUGUGGCGUCUCCUGCUCUGCCUGCCAGACCCACCACCACAUCUCCUUCAACAUCCACAGAGCACAUCUCCACAGAACGUACCACACCAGAACAUUCUGGCAACACCACGGUGGGCGACGCAUCCUGUUCUGCUGAAGGCAGCUGUUCUGUAAACAGAGCAGAUUUGGCCAAAACGAUAUUCCUGAGGUUGUCAAUCGUAGCGGCUUGUAUAUGUGUGUUCGUGGGUCUUGUGAAACUCUCUGUGUCAAUGAACAGACGCUGCACCUGUGACCUGGAGCGGAAACCCACAGUGAACUUCACCCGGAUAUGAUCCGAACAGAGGCGUUAUACCCACAGAAGGGACCAAAUCAGGAACUGAGGGUAUAUACCGAAUGUGCAUUUAAAUGGAUACAUAUGGAGCUAUUCUCCUAUAGAACGUUAUUUUGUGCAAAAAUGUCGUUGCAAUGGUAAAUUAUUUAUAAUUGAGUGUACGAGUGAUUUCUAUAUGUGAAUGAAUGAUACAUGUGCCAAGGUAUGUUGUUUCGAUGUGUAGUGCUAAUAUCUGAAGUAUGUUAUGUGGUACCUUCAGCAUAUGUGAGGGUAAGUAUACUGCUGGAACACAACGUCAUGGUGAUUCAUCAUAAAACAGUACAUAGGAACGGGCAUUUAUAUACAUGACACUAUCAUAUCUGGCCAUCUUACAGUUGUAAUCAGAAGGUUUGAUAAUUACAACAUGUAUAUUGAAAUGUUUGUGUGUACAUGUGAAAUAUCGGAAGUGCAAUAAACGAUUGUUACUUAA
This is a messenger RNA of Haliotis rubra (blacklip abalone), 1232 nucleotides long. RefSeq lists its product as uncharacterized. The record is from RefSeq and is a predicted model, not a curated record. Lineage: Eukaryota; Metazoa; Mollusca; Gastropoda; Lepetellida; Haliotidae. Bases 396 to 764 code for a protein of 122 amino acids. The transcript has 4 exons.